This is a messenger RNA of Humulus lupulus (European hop), 1844 nucleotides long. RefSeq names its product coumaroyl-CoA:anthocyanidin 3-O-glucoside-6''-O-coumaroyltransferase 1-like. Lineage: Eukaryota; Viridiplantae; Streptophyta; Magnoliopsida; Rosales; Cannabaceae. The coding region runs from base 292 to 1698 and encodes 468 amino acids. The transcript has a single exon. The record is from RefSeq and is a predicted model, not a curated record.
AGAGGAAUAGAAAGGGCAAGCAUACCUAGGCUCCAUAAUUAUUUUUUUCUUUGCUCUUUAGCAAGUUUCUACCCACUCUAUAAUUUUUUACAUCCUUCUAUCUCUUUCUCUUGCUACCUCAUAAUUUUCAUCGUUAUCUAAAAUUUAAUUCAUGACCAGCACGACGUAUUUAUUAAAGGUAAGGCUGCCAGAAAAAAAUAAAAUAAAAUUACCAAAGCACUCACUGCUUUGUUAUAGUACGCUCAACUGGUAUACUUGGGGUUAUAGCUGAAUCGGUCCUUAUUCAUUUCAAUGGCGGCGCCGCUUCAUACCCUCAAGAUCGUCGAGCAAAGCCAGGUCUCUCCGCCACCGGGUUCGGUGCCCACCACCUCUCUUCCUCUCACUUUCUUCGAUUUACUAUGGUACGUUUGUUGUCCCAUGCAACGCCUCUACUUCUACCAAUCCCCUCACCCAACCCAAUUCAUCUACCAAACUCUCCUUCCCAAUCUCAAAAACUCACUCUCUCUCACUCUCAAACACUUCUUUCCCUACGCCGGAAAUCUCAUCUGCUCGCCCUCUCCGGCCAGACCCCACAUCCUCUACACCGAAGGAGACUCCGUUCCAUUCACCAUCGCCGAGUCCGACGCCGAAUUCGAUCGUCUCGUAGCAGAUUACCCCCGAGAUGUCCAAGAACACCACCCCUUUGUAACCAACCUGCCGCCGACACGGACCGAGGGUGACGCGCGCGUGGUUCCUCUCAUGGCCCUGCAGGUUACCGUUUUUCCCAACUCGGGGAUCUCUAUUGGGGUGACGUUUUGCCACAUGGUGGCUGAUGGGAGAGCUUUCCACCACUUCAUGAAAUCAUGGGCCUCCGUUUGCAAGUCAAACGGGGAUCUGAGAUUCAUUGAAAAGUCCAUGCCGUUUCACGGUCGAGUUUCGAUCAAGAUCCCCUGUGGUGUGGAGUGUGACGUGUUGAAAUCUUUUUGGGACUGGGCUUCGGUUGAGAAAGAGGAUCUCGGCCCAAUGUAUCUUAUAAAGCUAGCUGGUAAAGUUCGGGCCACUUUCAAUUUGGGCCAAGCCCAAAUAGAGAGACUGAAGCAUUGGGUUAAGAAUCAAUUCACCGAGGAGGAAUUAGAGACGUUACACAUCUCAACAUUUGUGGUCACUUGUGCUCUAUCAUGGGUUUGUUUGAUCAAAUCUUCACAAUCGAUGGAAUUGACCAAAUUUUCAAAAGAAGAUGAGCCUUACUUCUUCGCUUUCGUUGGAGAUUGUAGAAACCGCCUUGAGUCUCCAAUACCCAACACCUAUUUUGGAAACUGCCUUGCGUUUUGUUUCCUAUCAGUCAAUAGGAACGAGCUAUUAGGAGAGAAGGGAAUUGUGGCUGCUGCAAAAGGGAUUGGGAAAAGAGUGAAGCAAUUGGAGUGUAAUGGAGCUUUAGAAGGAGCAGAGAAUUGGAUGCAAGAAUGGAAAGAAAUAGUAGACAAGUAUAAAUUUUUUACCGUGGCAGGGUCACCGAAAUUGGGUAUUUAUGAUACAGAUUUUGGGUUGGGAAGGCCUAAAAAGACUGAAUUGCUUCAUACUGAUGUUUCUGGUGCCAUUUCUCUAUCAGACAGUAGAGAGAAUGAAUUCGGGGUUGAGGUUAGCCUGGCAAUAAGCAAGGCUCAAAUGGAUUGUUUCAGUUCUAUAAUGGAGGACAAUCUUCAAUUGGUGAUGAUCUAAGAUUAUAAAUAUAGAAAUGAUACAUGCUAUAUCCAAACCCAAAGCUAUGGAAUUUGGGCGUGGGUCUUUUGUCGAAAUGGAAUCACCUUACUCUUUUUUUUUUCUUUUUCUUUCUGUUCAAUUGUAGAUGAUGCUUUGACUUCAAA